GGUCCUCUGCCUCCAGAAAUCACAAGUCUCUCGUCCGCAGCCGCAGCCGCCUCGCUAGGGUUUCCUCUGCUCCCAAAUCGCGCCCAAAUCCGCCGCCGAUCCCCAACCUCACCAACCCACCCAUGGCGGCCGAGGACAAGAAGAUGAUCACGCUCAAGUCCUCGGACAAUGAGGUGUUCGAGGUGGAGGAGGCGGUGGCGAUGGAGUCGCAGACGAUCCGCCACAUGAUCGAGGACGACUGCGCCGACAACGGGAUCCCGCUCCCCAACGUCAACGCCAAGAUCCUCUCCAAGGUCAUCGAGUACUGCAGCAAGCACGUUCAGGCGGCCAAGCCCGCGGCGGCCGAUGGCGCGGCGGACGGCGCCCCCGCCCCGGCCCCAGCCGAGGACCUCAAGAACUGGGACGCUGAGUUCGUCAAGGUCGACCAGGCCACGCUCUUCGACCUCAUCCUCGCCGCCAACUACCUCAACAUCAAGGGCCUUCUCGACCUCACCUGCCAGACCGUCGCCGACAUGAUCAAGGGCAAGACCCCCGAGGAGAUCCGCAAGACCUUCAACAUCAAGAACGACUUCACCGCCGAGGAGGAGGAGGAGAUCCGCAGGGAGAACCAGUGGGCCUUCGAGUAAAUCUGCACCCUGCCGCGUUUGCUCGUCUUUUCAGCGCUGCUUUUAAUUAAUGUCGUAAUUAGUAGUAUCUUAGAGUCGAGCUCGGGUUCGUGAACAUCCUCAGUGGUUACUUAUGUCUGCAAGAAAACCUAUCUAUCUAUCUUAUCAAUCGUUGGUUCUGUUGUCA
This is a messenger RNA of Lolium rigidum, 792 nucleotides long. RefSeq names its product SKP1-like protein 1. Gene Ontology annotation, biological process: SCF-dependent proteasomal ubiquitin-dependent protein catabolic process. Gene Ontology annotation, cellular component: nucleus; cytoplasm. Gene Ontology annotation, molecular function: cullin family protein binding. The coding region runs from base 123 to 626 and encodes 167 amino acids. NCBI's taxonomy places the organism in Eukaryota, Viridiplantae, Streptophyta, Magnoliopsida, Poales, Poaceae. The record is from RefSeq and is a predicted model, not a curated record. The transcript has a single exon.